AAGUGUUGUGUGCUCUUUUUAAACAUUUACCUGCUCACAUUAUCCUCUUCUCUCUGUGUUUUUUCCACUAAACUCUGUCUGUCCCCAUACUCUGCCUCCGCCGAGGCCCGAGCCAUGACCACCCUGGAGCCCGUAGCCCGUGGCCGGUAGUGGAGCGCGGUGGAGCGGCGUGGGACCGGCUGAGACACCGCAGGAGCCGAGGGGAAAAGGCGGAAGAACGGCCAACCCAGAGAUGCUACCGUGCUACAGCGGCCGAGGCUAACUCCCUGCCCCGGAGAAGGAUGCAGGUGCCUGGGGGUUAACUCCAGGACUGCCCGCGGAGAGGUGACAUUUGUUUCGUUUUGGCCUACACCUGAAGCACAAUGUCGAGCCGGAGGAAGUCCACCACACCAUGUAUGGUCCCCAAGCAGGAAGCAGCCGAGUCGGACCAGGAAGACCUCUGCAUUGCUGACCAAUCAGAGCGCAGCAGUGCCAGAGGGGGUGGGGCCACAGUCAGAGCCCUGGACAGCGAUGAUGACAUCAUGCAGGCGGACGUGUUCCCAGUGGGAGGAGGCGGAGCAUCAGAGGGCGGAUACGAGUGUAAAUACUGUAGCUUCCAAACAUCAGAGCUGAACCUGUUCACCAGUCACGUGGACACGGAGCACCCACACAUUGUCACCAACACCUCGUAUGAGUGUGUGGAGUGUGACUACAGCACAAAAAGUUACGACACACUGCAGGCUCAUAACGCACGCUGCCACCCUGGGGAGGAAAGCUUCACUCGCACCAUGCUCACACGGAACAACCAAACGGUUUUUCAGCAGAGCGUCAACGACCUCACGUUCGACGGAAGCUUUGUCAAAAUGGAGCAUGGCGAAAGUGAAAGUGGUGCUCCGCCCAUCGCCAUGAGCCACACCCCCAUCAUGAGACAGAAGCUACACGGCAAGAAGUUCAACAAACUCCUGAGCCACGAUGUCAUCAAAGUGGAGAGUGACAGCGAGGAAGACUACGACAGCAAAGAAAUGCCCGUGCUAAGCCCUGCCCCCAUGACUCCCGUGGCUCCUGUGACCCCCGUGGCUCCUGUGGCUCCACGGCUUGUCUCUGUUCCUCCAAAUCUCGUUGUGAAUGGCCCCAAUGUGCUGCAGGUCAAAGGAGCAGGUGGCGGUGCUAGCAGCGUGUUAGCACCGGGUACAUUAGCUCAGGUGCUGUCGGCGCUUCAGGGACACACAGCUCCAUGCACGCCCCAAACUCAGCUUCUGAUCCCAGUCAGCAGCAUCCCCUCCUACAGCCCUGCCAUGGACAACAACGUGCUGCUCAUCGGAGCCUACAACAGGUUCCCGUACCCGUCGGUGUCGGAGAUCUUGGGCCUCUCGUCUCAGACGAAGUUCAGUGAAGAACAGAUCAAAGUUUGGUUUUCAGCUCAGAGACUGAAGCAUGGAGUGAGCUGGACACCAGAGGAGGUGGAGGAAGCGCGGCGUAAGAAGUUUAACGGCGCUGUGCAGGCUCCGCCCACCAUCACUGUGAUCCCGGCAAGCCUGGCGUCUGGUGGGCUCCAGUCACUGUUUCAGACGUGUCACAUUGUCGGGCAGCCAGGGCUUGUGCUAACGCAGGUACCCGCUAAUGCUAAUGGAAACGCACUGCCCGUAGCCCCGCCCAUCACCCUCACCGUCACAGGCGCCAUUCAAAACAACCAAACUGGCAACCAACCACUUGCCUCCGAGCCCACAGAGACCCAGACCAAGACCGAGACUGCCUCAGGAUUGGACCAGAGUCCCACCAAACCCAAGAAGUCCAAAGAACAGCUCGCCGAGCUCAAGGCCAGCUACGGCCGUCGGCAGUUCGCCACCGAGGCAGAGAUCUCACGGCUAAUGCAGGUGACCAAACUGUCCAAACGUGCCAUAAAGAAGUGGUUCAGUGACACUAGAUACAACCAGCGGAACUCCAAGGACCAUCAUGGGUUGCCCCCCCUUGAGACUCCUCCUCGGGCCGGGUCUGGUCCUGGGUUUGGGACUAGAACCAUCGACCCAGGCCUCAGUGCUGGACGGUCAGAGCUGGACUGUAAACCCAGUCUUGGCGGGACCAUUAUUAUCGACUCGAGCGAUGAUACAGAUGGAUCUCCGAGCUCUGGGCGCGACAGAGAGACCGGGGCUUUGGUGUCACGUAGCCCCUCUGGCCUCAGGGCCAAGUUCAGAAAUGCGUUCCCGGACUUUACACUGCAGAAGUUUAAGGAGAAGACUCCGGAGCAGCUGCAGGAGCUGGAAGCCAGUUUUCAGAAGAACCACACUCCUUCUGACGAGGAGCUGAGCCGUUUGAGAGCUCAAACCAAACUCACCCGAAGAGAGGUCAAUGCCUGGUUUACAGAGCGACAGAAACUGCCCUCAGAUGGACACGCCCAUAAAGACCACAGAGACCACGCCCCCGCGGAACAGGCUGCAGAGGACUGUCCCUCUUCCCCCCAGCAGAGGGCGUGUGGGGGCCGACGGGCAGUGAAAAAGACGCUGGCACAGCUGCACGUGCUGAAAAUGGCAUUUGUGAGGUCACAGUGGCCCUCGCCAAAUGAAUACGAACGACUUGCCAAAGAGACCGGCCUCCCACGCUCCCACAUCGUCAACUGGUUUGGAGACACACGCUAUGCCUGCAAGAACAGCGCCCUCAAGUGGUACUACUUGUACCAGAGCGGAAAGGUGGAUGAGGCGUUAAAUGGAGGAGCAAAGAAGAAAUCGAGGAAGCGUUUCCGAGGCUGGUCCCGACGAAGGCGAGCUCAGAGUAAGCGCUCCACCCAGGACUUCAGAGCAGUGAAGAUGAAGUCAGGGACGUGGUUUCUGAAGGAGUAUUACCUGCGACACCGCGGCCUGAGCGAGAGAGACCUAGAUGAGCUUGUGUCCAAGUCCGGGCUUAGCUACGAACGAGUACGAGACUGGUUCAACCAAGUCCAGAGCCGAGAGGAGCAAGGUCUACAGGGUUUCAAGGAGGGUGAAGAAGAGGAGGAGGGAGAGGGAAAGGAGGAGAUGGAGGAAGAGGAGGAGGAGAUAGUGGAGGAGGAGACUGCUGAAGCGGAAGAGAUAGAGGAGCCGUCUGAAGAGGCAGAGAGGGGAGAAGAAGAGGAGAGGGGAGAGGGCAUGGAGGAUGAAGAGGAGGAAGAGGAAGACAGUGAGGGAGAGAUGGAGCUACAGGAACAAGGAGCCCAGGAGGGAGAAGCCAGCCAAUCACAGCCCGAGGAGGAGCAGAGCAACCAAUCACAGCCCGAGGAGGAGCAGAGCAGCCAAUCACAGCCUGAGGACGAGCAGAGCAACCAAUCACAGCCCGAGGAUGAGCAGAGCAACCACUCGCAGACAGAGGAGAGGCAAUGCAACAGCCAAUCACAGCCUGUCACCGAGGAGCAGACGUGAG
Molecule: messenger RNA, 3369 nt
Organism: Periophthalmus magnuspinnatus
Lineage: Eukaryota; Metazoa; Chordata; Actinopteri; Gobiiformes; Gobiidae
Product: zinc fingers and homeoboxes protein 1-like
Exons: 13
Coding region: 363-3368 (1001 amino acids)
Biological process (GO): regulation of transcription by RNA polymerase II
Cellular component (GO): nucleus
Molecular function (GO): DNA-binding transcription factor activity, RNA polymerase II-specific; DNA binding
Source: RefSeq, a predicted model, not a curated record